GGAUAGAGAGAAGACACUUAGAGGGACUUGACUCUCCUCUUAGUGUGCUCAACUGCUCUGUCAAACCUCUCUUUCUGCUCCUUCUUCUCUCUGUGAAUCCUUUCCUCUCAGAGGAAACCAUGUCCGUUCAAAUCAGCAGAACCGUAAAAACCAGCAGAAGUAGUGGUGGCUUUGGAGGUGGAAGUACCUAUGGAGGUGGAACCAGCUUUGGUGGUGGAAGCAGCUAUUCUAGUGGCGGAGGCGGAGGUGGAGGUGGAGGACGAAACUAUUCCUCAAGAUCUCUCUCGUUUGGUACUUCUCGACCAAUUAUGAGUUCAUCUAGCUCAAUGCUUCAAUCAAGCAUGAGGAGUAGUGGUGGUGGUGGUGGUUUUGGUGGUUACGGUGGUGGUGGUGGUGGUGGUGGUGGUUACGGUGGUGGUGGUUUCAGUGGUGGUGGAUAUGGUGGUGGUUACGGUGGUGGUGGUGGUGGCAGUGGCGGUGGUGCAUACGGCAUCCCCUUCGGUGGUGGUGGUGGCGGCGGAUUCCCUGGAGGAAUGGGAGCCAUCACAGCCGUCACAGUCAACUCACAACUGCUAAGCCCCAUGAACAUUGAAAUCGACCCCAACAUCAGCACUGUCCGCACCCAAGAGAAAGAGCAGAUCAAGACCCUGAACAACCGCUUCGCCAGCUUCAUUGACAAGGUCCGCUUCCUGGAGCAACAGAACAAAGUGCUGGAGACCAAAUGGAGCCUGCUGCAGGAUCAGACCACCACCCGCUCCAACAUCGACGCCAUGUUCGAGGCCUAUAUCGCCAACCUGCGCAGACAGCUCGAUGGGCUCGGCAAUGAGAAAAUGAAGCUGGAGGGAGAGCUGAGGAACAUGCAGGGCCUGGUUGAGGACUUCAAGAACAAAUAUGAAGAUGAAAUCAACAAGCGUGCCAGUGUGGAGAAUGAGUUUGUGCUCCUGAAGAAGGAUGUAGAUGGCGCCUACAUGAACAAGGUUGAGCUGGAGGCCAAAGUUGACUCCCUUCAGGAUGAAAUCAACUUCCUCAGAGCUGUCUUUGAGGCGGAACUGAAUGAGCUCCAGGGACAGAUCAAGGACACUUCGGUCAUUGUGGAGAUGGACAACAGUCGCAACCUGGACAUGGACUCCAUUGUGGCUGAAGUCAAGGCUCAGUAUGAGGAAAUUGCCGCCAAUAGCAAGAAAGACGCUGAAUCCUGGUACCAGCAGAAGUUCCAGGAGAUCCAGACCAGUGCCGGUAAUGCUGGAGACGACCUUCGCAACACCAAGAGUGAGAUUGCUGAGCUCAACCGCAUGAUUAGCCGCCUCCAGAAUGAGAUUGAAGCAGUCAAGGGACAGCGUGUCAACCUAGAGGCCCAGAUCGCUGAGGCUGAGGAGCGUGGUGAGAUCGCAGUGAAGGAUGCCAAGGCCCGCAUCAAGGACCUUGAGGAUGCCCUGCAGAGAGCGAAACAGGACAUGGCCCGCCAGGUACGCGAGUACCAGGAGCUGAUGAACGUCAAACUGGCCCUGGAUAUUGAGAUCGCCACCUACAGGAAGCUCCUAGAAGGAGAGGAAUGCAGAAUCGGUCAAGGUGGCGGAAAUGCAACCAUUCACAUCACCUCAUCUUCAAGUGGUGGUGGCGGCGGCGGCGGCGGCUUUGGCGGCGGCUUUGGCGGCGGGUCUGGCGGCGGCUUUGGCGGCGGGUCUGGCGGCGGCUUUGGCGGCGGGUCUGGCGGCGGCUUUGGCGGCGGCAUGGGCGGUGGCGGCGGCGGCUUUGGCGGCAGCGGUUUUGGAGGCGGCAGCAGCGGUAGCAGCUAUGGCGGCGGCUAUGGCAGCGGAGGAUUUAGCAGCGGUGGUGGUGGCAGCAGCAGCAUGGUGAUGAAAUCAACCAGCUCCUCCUCUCGGUCCUACCGUUAAAAGCAGCAGAUGUUUUUCCCUCCAUUCUUCUUUUUCUCUCAUUUAGUUCCCCUCCUCUUGUCACUUCCCUUCUUUCUGACCCUCAGUCAUAAAACGUACUUAAACCCAAGUCGUCUCUUUCUCACAAACAUUUUACUAUUCUCAUUUGUUAGAUCCAUGUAAUGGUUCAGCUCUCUUUGACUUAAGUUACUGUGUCCCUGCUCCCUCUUUGGUACCUAUACUACCUACAGAGAUUACUUCAGGAUACAAGUCGAGAUAUAGAAAUGAUAAGAGCAGAAACUAAGAGCAGCAGAAAUGUGAGUCAGUACUCUCUUCAUUUGAUCAGUCAGCCCGGCUGGCUUUUGGUUGCUAGAUUUGUUGUCAGGCAGACAAGAGGAUACUUGUAGUGUCAUGACACAGUUUCCUUACAAGGCAACAAUCAUUGCACACAAAAUGCAAAGAGCAGCUUUGAGACUUCUCUGUUGUCUCACAUCUGUCAUUUUGCUGUGCAUUUUAAGAUCAUCAAAAGCAGCCACAUAUAACACUCUCAUAACUUCCUUUUAUGAUCCUAUGGUGUUUCACUUUCCACUUACACGCUGAAUAAAAUAAGAAAUACGGAAAAGGCUGAUUGUGAAAACAAGAUUCAUUGUGAAUUUACCACCCUAACAUCUGCAAUAAAUCUGAUUUCAUUCCCAUCAA
Eleginops maclovinus (Patagonian blennie) is the source of this 2573-nucleotide messenger RNA. It is a transcript of the gene krt5, whose product is annotated as keratin 5. Gene Ontology annotation, molecular function: structural constituent of skin epidermis. NCBI's taxonomy places the organism in Eukaryota, Metazoa, Chordata, Actinopteri, Perciformes, Eleginopidae. Gene Ontology annotation, cellular component: keratin filament. Gene Ontology annotation, biological process: intermediate filament organization; keratinization. The record is from RefSeq and is a predicted model, not a curated record. The coding region runs from base 120 to 1895 and encodes 591 amino acids. The transcript is spliced from 9 exons.